AUGGACCUCCGGUCGUUCUUCCUCUGCUGGCUGCUGAUUGUGCCCGCCAUCUCGGACACAACCCCCGCGCACCCAAUCGCUUCCCUGUUCAAGGUUAACCUAGAUGACAAUCAGAACGCCGGCUGCCAAUCGCGGUCGAAAACGCUUACCACAUGGCUAUCUGAAAGCAAGGAUUUGGUCGAGGCCGGCCUGAAGGCGUUCGAGCACGCAGCUAGUACAUCAAACGACGAGUACGGCGUUGCCGCCCGGUAUCUCAAAACAUACUUCAACUUAAGCCCGGGGGGGCCUGGAACCGCCACAGGAAACCUCGAGAAAGUGCAGAAGUUCCUGAAGGGAACGCCGCUUGCGUUGGACGAAACGCCGCGGAUGUUUUGCCAGGACACAUGGCUCAAGAAACUCCGGCGGACGGACUCGGCCUAUGAUGGCGACAGCAAGCACCACUUGAAGAAGAUCAACGAGGAUGGUUCGGAGAGCGAGAUACCAAUCGAGGAUGUUCCGGAUUAUCGAAACAUGCUGUGGGGCCAGACCGAGGAGGGGGAGGUCGUAAGCAACGGGUAUGUCCCUUACUGGAGCGAGGAUCUGAAGCAGUACAUCUUCGAUAGCGACUACGACGGCAAGACGCCCUGUACCUCGGGCAGCGUCGGGGCGGCUCAGGAUCAGACCAGGCCCUCGACCAUCACCCUGUGCCCGGCCGCCUUCACCAACCCCGAGGGCAGCGUCACGCUGGGGUCUAAGACCCCUAGAAACAAGGUGAUCACGGAUGUCCUCUCCCGGAGCGUGACGUUCUACCACGAACUCUUCCAUCUCGUGCUCGGCAGUGUCGACACGCCCGAUACUACCUACUUUUGGGAGGUGAUGCGAGAACUUCUGGAGAAUCCGACGAAGCGGGACAAGACCGGGGAUGACACCCACCAGGACCUCAUCCGCAAAAACCCGGAGACCUAUGCCUUCUUCAGCGUGGGCUACUGGUACUUCCUCCAGGAAAACAGCAAAUGGGGCACCGAUAGCACGAAGCGAUGGAGUUUCCAGUCCGGUACGGCUGAAUUGGUCGAGCCGAAGAAGGUGGAUGCCCCGGAGGGUUCUUAG
Molecule: messenger RNA, 1086 nt
Organism: Aspergillus affinis
Lineage: Eukaryota; Fungi; Ascomycota; Eurotiomycetes; Eurotiales; Aspergillaceae
Exons: 3
Coding region: 1-1086 (361 amino acids)
Molecular function (GO): metallopeptidase activity
Source: RefSeq, a predicted model, not a curated record